AUGACAGUGACAGAAUACAAAAGAAAGAGCUUCAGCGACGACUAUUUCUCCCUACCAACUGACGUCGGCCGAGGAGAGGCCGGCCAACGACAGGCUUGGAAGCCAGGGUCCAACAGGCCCUGGGACGGGUCCCCGCUAUCGGUGGCUAGUUCGUCAACAAUGGUACUAACGCUGUACAAGAUAGAUGCGAGUCCACCAGUAAGGUCCGUAUUCAUGGCCAUAGAGGCUUUGGCCCUCAAGGACGUACAAAUGGUUGACGUCAACUUGUUCGAAGGAGAACAUUUGAAGGAAGAAUACUUGAAGGUGAAUCCCCAGCAUACAGUGCCGAUGCUCGCCGACGAUGAGUUUUACAUUUGGGACAGUCAUGCGAUUGCAACUUACUUAGUGACGAAAUACGGCAAGAAUGAUGAUCUGUACCCGGCCGACCCACAAAAGAGGGCGAUCAUUGACCAACGACUCCAUUUCGAUAGUGGAAUACUGUUCCCGUCUUUAAGGGGCACUGUUGAGCCAGUACUGUUUUGGGGAGAAAAAACGUUCCGUCAAGAAAAUUUAGAUAAGAUUAAAAAGGCGUAUGAAUUUUUGGAGAACUUCUUAACUUCUUCAUCCCCAUGGCUGGCUGGUGAUAAGGUGACACUCGCAGACAUUUGCUGUGUUUCUACAGUCAGCUCUAUGGAUGUGGUUCUGCCUAUUGAUGCUGAUACGUAUCCGAAUCUCGCAUCCUGGAAGGAUCUCUGCUCUCAACAACAGUUUUAUGUUGCGGGGAACAUGCCUGGCUUGGAACAAUUCCAAGGGCUGGUAAAAUUUAAGUUGCGUUAAAUGCUGGAGACUUAUGUCGGAAUACUCAAACGCUACUCAAUUUUAAGUCGUGUUUAAGUAUAGUUCUGUCUCCACAAAUUCUUUGUAAAAUGAGAGAGAUGGCACGAUAUUUAAGCACGACUUAAAAUUGAGUAACGUUUCAGUAUUCCGGCAUUACGCUGUUAAAGUUACAUUUUUAUGUUGCAAUUAUAACUACUACAUUUAGAACUAAAAUGAUUUUGAUUAGAUAUUUAGAUAAAUGUUUAGGUAACAAUUUGC
Messenger RNA from Spodoptera littoralis (African cotton leafworm), 1074 nucleotides. The record is from the annotation of a GenBank genome assembly. NCBI's taxonomy places the organism in Eukaryota, Metazoa, Arthropoda, Insecta, Lepidoptera, Noctuidae.